Molecule: messenger RNA, 3889 nt
Organism: Photinus pyralis (common eastern firefly)
Lineage: Eukaryota; Metazoa; Arthropoda; Insecta; Coleoptera; Lampyridae
Gene: Dna2
Product: DNA replication ATP-dependent helicase/nuclease DNA2
Exons: 17
Coding region: 103-3831 (1242 amino acids)
Biological process (GO): replication fork reversal
Cellular component (GO): cytoplasm
Molecular function (GO): single-stranded DNA helicase activity; 5'-flap endonuclease activity
Source: RefSeq, a predicted model, not a curated record
AUAUGCGAGAUCCGGCAACCAUGAUUUUGAUUAACCGGCGGGAAUUACCAUAACCUAUAAUAAUAUUUGCUUUCAAACACAAAUGAAUUGUUUUUUUGAAACAUGAAGAAAUUGGGCAAAAACAAAAAGCCAAGUAAAGGUAGUCAAAAAAUUUCAACCUUUUUUAAGAAAGUAAGUCCUACUGGAAACGAAGAAUUACCCAAUGGAAAACCUGAGAGAAAAUGCGUAAACGGAGAUCACGAUCUUGUUAUCACGAAGGACACGUUCAACAAAAAAAGAAAACGCUCGAGCGUUUACUUAGAUGAUGAUCUGAUUGAGUGUACACCUCAUGCGAAAACAUGCAGUAUUUUAGAAUCGAUUACCAACAUACCACAUUCCAGUAAGACGGAGCAUCAUGUUUAUAUUACUCCAGAAAGUCGUAGUCCGGAUAUUAUUCCCUGCUCCAUUAGCACGAAGGAGCUGGAGCGUUACAAUAAAACCAUAAUUAACAGAAAUUUCAAGGUAGAGGUUACACCCGAAAAAAGAUCAUGUCUGAAAGAGAAACGAGGCAGUUCCGAAAAAAAAUCUCCAACUAAAUUGUUUCACAAGUCGCCUAGGUCUUUAGACAAAUUUAAUGUGGAAAUGAUGGAAAAUUUUGUAAGAGUUGUCCCAAGCAAAGCGGAAUGUCGAGAACUCUCGCCCUCCAGUCAUACGAAGGAAAGGCAAAAGUGUAACGAAACUACCCCCACUAAAUCCCCGAUUGCUCUCUCAUCGCAGGUCACAAAUAAGGUGAAACAAAAAUUGACGUUUGAUGAUUGUAAAGAUGCCGUAGAUUCUUUGCUUAAUGAUGGCUGGGAGGAAGAUUUUACUACUCUGGAUACGUAUGAUCAUACACUAGAUUUAAGUAAGGCACAGCACUGUGCAAUUGUAGAUAUUCAGCAUAAUGUAAACAUUAAUACUGUGGUUGUAAAGGGGACCAAAGAUAAUAAAACUGCCAUCUGUGAUAUUGAAGGUUUUUGGACAGGAUUGAAAUUGCAAGUUAAUGACAUUGUUUACAUCACUGCCGUUUUGAGUACUAGCAAUUCUAAGUGGUGUGUCAAUAAUUCCGAUGGAUCCAUAGUUUACCAUCCUGAUUUUUUAAUUUCGACAACUUCUGUCGUUGGAUCACAAUUUUGUAGUAGGCGGAGUGUUCUUAGGGAGAAGUUCUAUGGAUUUGAGCCUAGUAAUCAAGUUAUGGUAGUGGGAGUGUUGGUUCAUAAGCUAUUACAGGAAGUGCUCAAGAAUGGUAUUUACGCUACUAGUGAGAUGGAGGUCCUUGCAAAGAAGCUACUGCUAGAUCGUGAGACGAUAAGAAUGUGCUACGAGAGCGAUUUGCCAAUUGAGAAUAUCUUCAAAGAAUUGUCGCUGUUUGUUCCCAAGAUAAAAACGUUUGUUUCUCAUUAUCUUAAGGGUUGCUUAGAAAAUCCCAUAUACAAAAAUGGUGACUGGAAGGGCACAAUUAGCAAUAUACUGGAUAUUGAAGAAAAUGUAUGGUGUCAUGAGUUGGGUCUGAAAGGUAAAGUGGAUGUCACUGUAGGAACAGAGACGUCCGUCAUGCCCUUAGAGAUAAAAACAGGACGUGCUACUGUUUCGCUUGAGCAUAGAGGUCAAGUGAUGUUUUAUAUCAUGAUGUUGCAAAAGCUGGGUUGUAAACUGUCAUCUGGGUUACUACUUUAUUUGAGGGAGGGGGUAUUGCGAGAAAUUCUUGUAAGCGAGAAAGAGCGGCGUGAUUUGGUGCUGCUUCGAAAUGAAUUGGCUUAUUACUUAACGCGGAAACCUAAACUUACAUUUGACAAUUCGAAAGAUUUUUCUGUACAGUGGGAGUUACCGGAACCAAUCAAUCACCAUAGUGCCUGCGCAAAGUGCCCUUACAAUGUAAUUUGUUGUACAGCCUUGAAGUAUGAAAAAGCAAACCUUUGUAAUAAUGCCCUAAAGGAUCUAGAAGAAAAUCUUUUAACGCAUUUAGAACCAGCGCAUGUGGAAUAUUUUAUGAAAUGGAGUGCCUUGUUAACUUUGGAAAGUUCAUCUUCGCAUAAAAGUAAACAAUUGCACGAAAUUUACACACUCCGCACAGCAGUGAGGGAGAAAAACGGACAAUGUAUAAUUAAUGUAAUAGUGAAAGGGGUUAAUCCUCAUGCGGGCUUGUACGAGCACAUUUUUUGUAAAGCUAGCCAAUUGGAGAAUUACAAUAUGCUCUUAUCAGGAAUUGGUAUGGGUGACUACGUAGUUGUUAGUACUGAUAACCGUCCUGCUGUAGCAGCUGGAUUUGCUACUCAUAUGGAUUCACUCACCAUAUCUCUUUCACUCGAUAGGGAUCUCAAAAAAAAAUAUCCAAAUUGUCACUUUCACUUGGACACCUACACUUCCAGUAUAUCACAGGGUUUUAAUAUGAGUAACCUUGCCUUACUCUUAGAACCGACUGACCAAGCGGAACGGUUAAGAAGGAUCGUAAUUGAUAAACACUCGCCAACAUUUAGUAAUAAAUUACCAAAGCUACUCGCCAUUAAGGGUACCACAAUAUUACGCCGUCUUAAUAAGAUGCAACAGAAGGCGAUAUUAAAAUCGUUAAGCUGCAAUGAGUAUUUAUUAAUUAAUGGAAUGCCUGGGACCGGUAAAACUGAUACUAUUGUUGCCUUGAUUAAAUUAUUAACAGAACUAAAUAAAAGCGUUCUUGUUACAAGUCAUACACAUUCGGCUGUCGAUAACGUCUGCGUGCGUUUGUUAGCUUGCGGAGUAGACGUACUACGUUUGGGAUCGAGCAGUAAAAUACAUCCUAAAUUGAAAGAGCACUCUGAGGAAAUGCGGACGAAAAUGUGUCAAACGCCCGAACAACUUGCAGAAGUUUACAACAGUGCUAAAGUGUUAGCAGUGACAUGCCUCGGCUCUGGUCACGCUGUGCUAAAUAAGAGAGUGAUGGACGUCUGUAUCGUCGACGAAAGUACUCAAGUCCUUCAGUGUUCCGUAUUUCGAGCUCUAUAUAGUGCUCGUAAGUUUAUCUUAAUAGGUGAUCCCGAUCAGCUACCCCCCAUUGUUCAUAAUAAGGAAGCCAUAGAUGGCGGGUUGGCAGAAAGUCUGUUUGAAAGAUUAAAUACUCAGAGUGCAACUGUGACACUUCAGCAAAAUUAUCGAAUGAACAAGCCAAUAACAGAUAUGGCCAACAACCUCACGUAUAAUGGACAGCUAUUAACAGCAAAUGAAGAGGUUGCUAAUGCAACAUUACAGUUUCCAAAUUUUGAGUACUUUCUCCAAAUUUACAAAGAUCAAGAAUGGAUACUAUAUACCCUCGAUCGAUCACUUUCAGCUUCUGUUCGAAUCUUAGAUACAGGACGUAAACAUAGUGAUAGUGAAACAUUAAUUACAGAAGAAAGCAGGUGUACUAAUUUGUUGGAAAUUGCCAUUUUGAAAACAUUAGUGUAUGCUUUGUUUGAGGGCGGCAUUUCAAGUGACAUGAUUGGAAUAAUUGCACCCUACCGUGCACAAGUGGCGAAGCUCUCGACAUCGCUUCAGGAUUCCAAUGUGGAAAUUAGCACUGUUGAUCAAUUUCAAGGUCGUGAUAAAGAAAUAAUAUUUUAUUCGUGUACACGUUCCGGUAGCGAACGUAGUAUUGGUUCACAGCCCGAAAUUUUGGACGACAAGCGAAGAUUAACUGUAGCAAUUACUCGUGCCAAAUAUAAAUUUAUAAUGAUAGGCGACUUAAGUACAAUACGACAAUAUCAGCCAUUCGAAAACUUAUUGGGUUCAACUGAUCCUUCCGAUAUCCUCAAAUUGACUGAUGGCGAACUGGGGUUUAAUCGAAAAUUGUUAAUUAUUUGAGUAAGGAUCUCAUAUGAGUUUAUUUUACAUUACAUAGAAUAAAAUGAAAUUGUUUUGA